Messenger RNA from Meriones unguiculatus (Mongolian gerbil), 1902 nucleotides. It is a transcript of the gene Rgs20, whose product is annotated as regulator of G protein signaling 20. Lineage: Eukaryota; Metazoa; Chordata; Mammalia; Rodentia; Muridae. The record is from RefSeq and is a predicted model, not a curated record. Bases 16 to 1149 code for a protein of 377 amino acids. The transcript is spliced from 6 exons.
AAUUUUUAGGAAAACAUGCCCAGCCUUUCCCAAGAAAACCAACAGGACCGUAAGGAGCAUCUUUUCGGGCAAGCUAUCUGGGCACAACUGCUGCGCCUGUUCAGGGCAGGGAGAGGUUAUAAUUCCAGUAUUCACCAAGACACAGAAAAUAAAGCGGACCCUCAGGCUGUGGCUGGUGCCAAGCUCCCGGACUCGCCCGCCGUGCCUGCGCUGCUCCGCCACCUUUCUAGCCUGCUCUCCUUCGCAACGCGCUUCUUCUCGCGUCUUCUGCGACGACCCCCUCCCGCGGCCCGCCGGCGACCCUGGGACUUCUCCUAUCCGCUGCCCGCCUGGCUGACCGCCUGGCUGGCUCCAGCACCCCGCCACCUCCUGCUCCUGCUUGCGGCCUCAAUGGCACUGCCAGGCCGGCCUCUGAGGGGUCGCCGUCUGAAGCUGGCUAGUCUAAAGCCCGGAGAAGAAGACGUCUGCGCUGGGAAGAGUUCGCCAGAGUCCCCUGUGGGAUCCGAGCAGACCGAGAUGCGGAUGCGACAGAUGUGCAGCGGAAGUGAGACCCAGGGUUCCACCCCGAGCCAGCAGGGCGUGGGCAGCCGGGGCUCCAAUGCUUGCUGCUUUUGCUGGUGCUGCUGUUGCAGCUGCUCUUGCCUCGCUGUCAGGGGCCAAGAAGACCAGGGACCCCAAAGAGCCCCCCACGAACUCAGAUCAGACAUCCCGGCGUGGGAAGAAAGCCCCGCACCCACCCUGGAAGAAGUCUGCGCCUGGGCCCAGUCAUUUGACAACCUAAUGGUCACUCCAGCUGGAAGAAAUGCAUUCCGGGAAUUCCUUCGAACAGAAUUCAGUGAAGAAAACAUGCUUUUCUGGAUGGCCUGUGAAGAACUGAAAAGGGAAGCUAAUAAAAGCACUAUUGAGGAGAAAGCAAGGAUAAUAUAUGAAGACUACAUUUCCAUUCUCUCGCCUAAGGAGGUCAGCUUGGACUCCCGAGUGCGAGAGGUCAUCAACAGAAACAUGGUGGAUCCAUCCCAACACAUAUUCGAUGACGCUCAGCUGCAGAUUUACACCCUAAUGCACAGAGACUCCUAUCCCCGGUUUAUGAACUCCGCAGUCUAUAAGGAUUUGCUGAAGUCCUUAGCUGAGAAAGCAGUAGAAGCAUAGGUGGCUUCAAAUCUAUUUAUUAUUAACAAAACAAGAACAUAAUUCAUGGACUACAUCUAGCACAGGGAAUUUAGAGAUAGGAUGUCUUGUGCUAGAGUCAUUCGUGGACUGUUGUGAUAACAGAUUCUUCCUCCCCAGAGAGCUGUAGAUUCACAGUGGAAACUGUCAGAGAAAAGGUGUAUGACUGCCUUAGAAAGAUAGCACUCACAUUUACAGUAACAGUAGCAUGUUCUUAAGGGCAGGGCAUGUACUAGCCUCUGUUCUGCCUGCAGCAUAGACACACAAAGAGCAAAUGGAAACACUUUGUUUUGCAUGACUUCAGUACCGUAUUACCCUCCAAAGAAAAGACAUUCAAGUCUUUCUCAACUAUCUCUUCCUUCAGUUUGAAUACUUCACUUAGGACCAUGCCAGGACUGGGUCACAUUUCAUGAAGAUGUGACUAUGGUAAAAAUGGUAGCCCACCGUGUGUGUGUGUGUGUGUGUGUGUGUGUGUGCACAUCUAUUGUGGUUGAUAGGAUACACCAUGCUCUUGGUGGGUCACUCUCAAGUGUUUGCUAAGGGAAGCAAUGCUUAAAUGAUUCUUCAGUCAAAGAGUGAAGAUAUUAUCAAAAUCUAUCACCAUGAAGAAUGAAUUGAAGUGUAUAGUUUGUCAUAGUCACAAAUCCUCAAAUAGGCAUAUUUGAAUUUUUAUUGAAAGAAAUGUGGUUAUUUUCACUCUGAAAAAUAAAACAUGAGUUUUCUCUCAAUCUUGUA